Tachysurus fulvidraco (yellow catfish) is the source of this 1403-nucleotide messenger RNA. RefSeq names its product F-box protein 2 (gene fbxo2). Gene Ontology annotation, cellular component: SCF ubiquitin ligase complex; cytoplasm. Gene Ontology annotation, biological process: SCF-dependent proteasomal ubiquitin-dependent protein catabolic process; glycoprotein catabolic process. The record is from RefSeq and is a predicted model, not a curated record. Bases 284 to 814 code for a protein of 176 amino acids. The transcript is spliced from 6 exons. Gene Ontology annotation, molecular function: ubiquitin protein ligase activity. Lineage: Eukaryota; Metazoa; Chordata; Actinopteri; Siluriformes; Bagridae.
AGGGAGUUUAGGGUGUGUAAUUGCAUUGUGACAGAGCGUUUUUCAGACUUGUGCAGUGCCAGGUCGUUUUUGUCUUUUGACACUGUGGACUUUGUAAAGCAGGCAUAUGUGUGUGGUGGGAGGAUUUGUGCUGAGGACUGACUGCAAACAUGAGACCUUAAUUUAUGCACAUUUGUUUACCCGGAGCUGUUCACCUAAGGAUGUCCUGCAUUUCAGCUGAUUGAUAGAUUGAUUGAUUUCAAACAUACAGCUUAUUUACACGGACCUCCUCAUCAGUACAAAAAUGGCAAGAAACCUUCUCAAGAAUCCAAACGGAGACGAGGAUAUGGACUUCUGGUAUUUGACGGAGAAUGGUGGAAACGAGUGGCAAGUGGAGGACAUGCCCGGGGACUGCGGACCUGAAGUCGGCAUCGAGGGCGUUAACAAAUACUUCACCACCUCGUUUGAAUUGUGUCUGAAGAAUCAGGUGAUUGAUCUGGUAGCAGAAGGCUACGCUCCAGAGGACUUGGACAAUCAGCCAACUGUCACAAUUGAGGACUGGUACAGUGGCCGAACAGACUGUGGCUGCAUGUACCUGCUAACCGUCCGUCUUCUGGAUGAGAAUAAAGAGGUGUUGAGUGAGUACAAGCCCGAGCCUGUGAUUCUCGACCCAGACACCGAUGACUGCUCAUGGAAACAGGUCACCCACACGCUGUCCGACUACGGCCCCGGUUUGCGCUUCAUCUCUUUCGAGCAUGGUGGAAAGGACACUAAAUACUGGCAAGGCUGGUUUGGAGUGAGAGUGACCGGGAGCUACGUCGCUAUAGACCUCUGAAAGUCCACGGCCGAGACCUAUGUAGAUCCCAUAAUAGCUUAUAACGGCGAUCUAGAGCAGCGGUUCUCAAAGCUCAAAAGAAACUUCAGACUCCCACACGGUCCUAUAUUUCCAUGUAACUGAAUUUGGAGAAAUUCAAAGGAAUCAGAGUCAAAAUCACUUCGCACUGUUAAAAAUGAAGGUUCUUAAAGGGUUCUUUUUCACUGUGUAUAGUUCUAUGCAGUGCCUUUAACAUCCAGAGCAAAAAACGGUUCUUUAUGGAAUAAAAAUGCUCUUUGUGGUACAACAAAAUGUUGGUCUUUAAAGAACCAUUUAGUAAUAAAAUUGUUCUUCUGUAGUAUAGCUGUGAAAACCCUUUUUCUGGCAUUAGUCAACAGAGAGAGAGAGAGAGAGAGAGAGAGAGAGAGAGAGAGAGAGAGAUGGUAGUAUAAAGUGGUCCCUAUAUGCAGAAAGUUUGAGAACUGCUGAUCUAGAGUUUAUUUAAACCCUUUACCUAAACUGCGCUUUUAGGUAUCACUCACUCACACACACACACACACACACACACACACACACACACACACACACACACACACACACACACACUAUG